This is a messenger RNA of Geodia barretti, 633 nucleotides long. The record is from the annotation of a GenBank genome assembly. NCBI's taxonomy places the organism in Eukaryota, Metazoa, Porifera, Demospongiae, Tetractinellida, Geodiidae.
AUGACGGUGUUCAAGAGCAAUCGAUACACCUACGUGCAGGUGAUCGACGACGAUGCCGAGCACACCGUGGUGGCGGUCUCGAAUCGCGAGGCCGCGGUCGACGUGCCCAACCGCGCGCGGCGACCUCGGCCGUCUCGAUACCGGGAACGCGGCGAUCGCGGUGAUGGAUUCGAGAAACUCGUGCGGCUCAAUCGCAUCGCGGUAGUCAAAGGUGGGCGCAGAUUCUCGUUUUCUGCGGUGAUGGUGGUCGGCGACCGCAACGGCCACGUCGGUUAUGGGUUCGGAAAGGCGGCAUACGUUGCCGACGCGAUUCGCAAGGGAUCGGAACGGGCGCGCCGCAACAUGGUGAGCGUACCGCUGCGGGCCGGCACCAUUCCGCACCAGGUCAACGGCGUGUUCAAGGGCGCGAAGGUGCUGCUGAAGCCGGCGGCUCCCGGGACCGGCGUGAUUGCAGGCGGCCCGGUGAGGGCCGUGCUGGAGGCGGCCGGCGUGCGUGAUGCGCUGAGCAAGUCGCUGGGCUCGCAGAACUCGAUGAACCUGGUAAAGGCGGUGUUUGAGGGACUGGGUCAGAUCAUGGAGGCGUCCGAGGUAGCCGCCCGGCGUGGGAAGACCGUAGCGGAGCUGUGGCGCUAG